AUGAAGCCUAAGAGAAAACUAUCUCAUAGCUAUACAGUCGAUGAUUUCUUUGGAAUGCAUGAUGAUAGACUGACUAACGAUGCUAAGGUGCAAGUCAAGAAGUUGAAACAAUUCUCAGGAAAGGAGCUCAAGAAAUCAUUUAACCUUUUCAACCCCUCAGAAUGGAUAUUUUUAUUGCUUGUGGGACUAUCAACUGCUAUUAUUUGCUUUGCAAUAGAUUAUGCAGCUUUUCUGGUUCAAGCAUUGAAAAGUUACUUGAUAGAGGAUGUAUUUCAAGGAGAGUUUAUUCUAGGCUAUUUUGUAUGGAUUCUCUUUGCACUUGUAUUCUCUACAAUAGCUGCCUCAGCAGGAUAUUUUAAUCAGCAUGCUGAAGGAUCUGGGAUACCUGAAUUAAAAUCAAUAUUGGCUGGAGUGUAUAUUUACAAAUAUUUAUCAUUCAAAACGCUUUUAAGCAAGAUUCUUGGCAUUUUUGGUGCAUUAGCAACAGGGUUUUCUAUUGGCAAAGAAGGCCCCUAUGUACAUCUCGCAGCUUGCAUAUCUAACAGAAUGAGCAAAUUUCAUUUCUUUAAGAAAAUUGGAAGCGACAACAUACUUAAACGCCAGAUGUUAGCUGCAUCAGUAGCAGCUGGAGUUACUGCAACAUUUGUAGCUCCUAUUGGAGGAGUGCUGUUUAGUAUUGAAGUAACUACAACAUAUUACUUAGUCAAUGAUAUGUGGAAAGCAUUUUUCUGAGCUGGGUGAACAAUUAUUGGGUUGAAAUUUUUAUCUCUCAUACACUCAUCUGUAAUAUUUGAGCCUACUAAUUUGAUCCUCCUUGAUUUUGAUUCACAAUAUAUAGCUUAUGUGAUUCUUGCUGUGAUAUGUGGAGCUUUAGGUGCGCUGUUUAUUAGCUUGAUAAAUAACCUCAUCUUUUCAGGACAAAGCUCAAGCUCCCAUUUUUCUCAAACAGAUGGAUGAUCUGUACUUCAGUUGCUCUAUUAAUUGG
Moneuplotes crassus is the source of this 985-nucleotide messenger RNA. The record is from the annotation of a GenBank genome assembly. Lineage: Eukaryota; Ciliophora; Spirotrichea; Euplotida; Euplotidae.